AUGACACAACAACAACUGAUCACGCUGGCGGAGUGGGCAAACUUCUACUCUACAGUGGCGGAUUAUCGAAACAAAGUCUGUAUCACAGAAGAACUGCCUUCGUCAUGGAUGGAAGGACAGCGUCAGCAAGAGGUUUUAUUCGAAUAA
Messenger RNA from Echinococcus granulosus, 147 nucleotides. RefSeq lists its product as hypothetical. NCBI's taxonomy places the organism in Eukaryota, Metazoa, Platyhelminthes, Cestoda, Cyclophyllidea, Taeniidae. The transcript has 2 exons. The record is from RefSeq and is a predicted model, not a curated record. The coding region runs from base 1 to 147 and encodes 48 amino acids.